This is a messenger RNA of Marasmius oreades (fairy-ring Marasmius), 216 nucleotides long. RefSeq lists its product as uncharacterized. Bases 1 to 216 code for a protein of 71 amino acids. The transcript has a single exon. Lineage: Eukaryota; Fungi; Basidiomycota; Agaricomycetes; Agaricales; Marasmiaceae. The record is from RefSeq and is a predicted model, not a curated record.
AUGGACCCCCCGCCCGCACCUGUUGCACCUGCAACAAAGGAACCAAUGCAUAUCCCCACUGGGCUUCAUGCUUGUAUCAUGUACCUGAAUGAACAUCAAAAAGAGAAGGCGGUCUGGGAGGAGUGGGACAAGUACUGUGAAGCAGAGGCGGCAUACGAAGCAGAAAUGAAGGAGUGGAUGGUUGAGGACUUAGCCUAUCGCGAGAGGCUUCAGUGA